AUGAUUGUUUACAAUUCGUCGCGGGAGCAGGUUCGGGUUCCGAAUGUAAUUGCUCUUGUAGGACUACCUGCUAGAGGUAAAACGUACAUAUCUCACAAGUUAUGCCGUUACCUGAAUUGGAUCGGAAUAAAGACGAGAGCCUUUAAUGUCGAUGACUAUUGGAGGAAAACCUUCGGCCAGGAAGAAUUUGGAGACUAUGAUUUUUUUAAUCCCCUUAGCAAAGAGGGAGCUGCAGUUCACGAUGAAUGUACACGGCUUGCUUUGGAAGAUAUAGAGGGUUACUUAAGUAGCGAAGAAGGCGAAGUUGCUUUUUGCCAACGUGAGAACCGUGACCCGGCUUUUAGGAUAUUUUUCAUCGAAAGCAUAUGCGACGAUCCUGAAAUUAUAAACGCGAAUAUUACGGAAGUGAAAAUUAACUCGCCAGACUACAAGGGUCACAUGACCGAGGAUGAGGCAAAGGAAGAUUUUCUUAGACGCAUUGAACAUUAUAAUAUACAGUAUCAGCCGAUUGACGAAGAAAUUGAUGAUGAUCUUUCAUUUAUUAAAGUAAUAAACGCAGGUCGCUCAUUUUUUGUACAUAAUGUUAACGGACAUGUGCAAAGUCGUGUGGUGUAUUUUUUGAUGAACAUUCAUUUACUACCUCGUUCUAUUUAUCUAACAAGGCAUGGCGAAAGUGAGUAUAACCGAAUUGGUCGUUUGGGUGGUGACAGUCCACUAAGUGAUAACGGGUUGGAAUAUGCGCGACAACUUCGAGAAUAUUUCAAGAUGGAGAAUAUUCCUGGCGAGUUGAGGAUAUGGAGUUCGCAAAAAGUACGGGCCGCACAAACCGCUCGUAAACUAAGCGAUCUCGCGGCUAACGUAGAGUACUGGAAAGUGCUUGAUGAAAUUGAUGCGGGCAUUUGCGAGGGUCUUACUUAUGACGAUUUUAAACAGAGGUACCCAAAACAGUUUAGUGAGCGAGAUAAAGACAAAUAUCAUUAUCGUUAUCCAUCAGGCGAGAGUUAUGAGGAUUUGGUUUCACGUUUAGAGCCAGUGAUUAUGGAACUGGAGAGGCAAGGCAACGUACUUGUUGUUUCUCAUCAGGCUGUAUUACGAUGUAUACUUGCUUAUUUUGACAACAAAGAUCGCUCUCAACUACCGUAUUUAAACGUACCUCUGCAUACUGUCAUUAAAUUGACACCGAAAGCGUAUAGCUGUGAGAUCGAAAUGUUCAAAUUUAACAUAGAUGCUGUGAAUACUUAUAGAGCGAAGCCAGAAGAAUCUAGGAAGAUACCAAUGUGGCAAGCUUCUACUGAGGAUAAAAUGUGUCAUUCGCCAUGGUCAGUUAUCAUUAUGUAA
Messenger RNA from Enterobius vermicularis (human pinworm), 1338 nucleotides. The record is from the annotation of a GenBank genome assembly. Lineage: Eukaryota; Metazoa; Nematoda; Chromadorea; Rhabditida; Oxyuridae.